UCUAUUUUAUUUUAUUGAUUUAAGCGAAAUAAAAAGACUGUCAUAAGCUCGUAAAUUAUUACUUUUCUGUUUGUUUAACUGUCAGUGUUGACACACCACAGCACAACUAUGAAACGCGUCCUCUGUCUUUAACGCAUAUGUCAGUGGCUGUUACUUAUUACCCAGAGGGCAGUGGUACCAUACUGGUCAGGAAUUUGUACCAGCAAUCUUUCGACCAAAAACACACUCCCCUAACCAUUAGGCCGUUGUCUCUCAAACUGGUCAUUGGGGACCCCCCCCCCCAGUUGGUCCACGAUUUUGUUCAAUCCCAACUCCCAGGGAAUUGAGAGAGCGUAAAAAACGUGGACCGUCUGGGUGUCUCUGAGAACCGGUUUGAGAAACACUGCAUUAGACCGCCACUGACUGCCACUGUCAAACUGACCACAGAUGAAAGUGUCAAUCUUCCUACUUUAUUUUUUGCGUCAUUUGACAUUCUGCAAUGUGCAUGUGAGUGAAACGCUUGUGUUAAAGUCUCACAAAAGCCGCAAUGAACAGUACAAUUGGAGUGGCACAAGAUAGUGCGCAACUUUAGAGAUAAAUACAGAAAUAGGCAGUGAAUAGGUUUAUUGACCAACGUUCAGCAUUUUGAUGGUCAGCGACCAUGACACUGCCCUGCUAGUUAACAGUAAACUUGGAAAUGUUCACUGGUGAAUCACCAAAUUUUUGAUGAGUCACAGAAACGGUCAAUGAAAGCGAUAGAUAAGGCGAACCUGUGUGGUGUAUGACUGUAAACAGCAGCCGUUUAGCUUCGGAAACAUUUCUUCUGAGCAAAUUCCACAAAAAAAACGAGGCAUACUAUAUUUUCUGACUUUCCAAGAAGCCUGCAGCUUGGCCGUUUUUCCGUGGUGUGGCGUUUUUCCAUGUCGACCAAGUACCAGUGGCGUUAAAAUGUAUCAGUUCUGAGGUGUUCGUAUCUGGGCACUUUAGCUACGUAGUUUUGUACAGAAGAAAAACAAUCGAUACUAUUGAAAUAUAUGCAGCGGUAGCAAACCUCUACGCUGUUAUUUUUUUUUUCGAUAGGUGUACGAUGCAGAAACCAUAUAGCUGUUCUUACCACUUUCUGACAUAUAUGAAUGCUCUCUGCGAGUGCUUUAGUUGAAAUUUAAAAUGUAGGUUAAAUUCACUGCCUGCCGUUUUAAUAUCCAAUUUAAAUGCAGUUUUACUUAUAUGGUGAUAAUAUGGACAUUUUGAUCACUUCUGAAUGAUUGGAAGUGGCUUUUCUGACCAUGGCUGCUGAUCUGUUGCUUAUCAGCCCGCUGGCGAUGAGGGGCAGCCCGCCUGGAGCCUUCGGGGGUUUCAGUUCCAGUAAAAAUAGACCCAGGGAAACAAAAAGCGAUGAGAAACGGAGCCCCCGUUUGAUAAACCGUGCAGGUUGCACGAAAUAUGAAAUGUUACCAUCAGUUCAGUGCACAAACUGAAACGCCCCUUUUGAUUUCUGUGGAGGAAAGAAAGUGAAAUGUAAGUGGAGUCUUUCGGUGGACAAAAUGUAGCGAGGCAUUCAUUGAUUUCGUAAUUGAAUAAUGCUUUUUAGGGCACAAAAUGUAAUUUGUGCACGAAAACGUGCGCCUGACACUUGGCACCCCAUAAUUUGAGACGCAAACGAUUAUAAAUUAUAAUAUAGGCCUAUAUAUAAUAUAUAAAUUAUAAACGAUUAUAAAUAGCUGCAUUAAAAGAGGGCGUAACUGAAGAUAGUUAUUUGGGGCCAUUUAGUCAUCGUUGGGAAGUGGACGUUUCCUGUACGAUCUUCCUGUACUCUAUAUCGUAACUUUGAAUGUCUUAUUUUGUUGAAAAGUUAUGCAGACUUUGUCAGGGUCAGCACCUGACUAAGCCUGCCCUUCGUGUCUCCUCCCCGUUUGACCAGUAGGUGUUCCCUGUCUCUCGCCCAAGUGUGCCCCAAAGUCCCUAGUAUGUUUUCCCUGUUACCGGAGCACCGCAUGGCUCAGUGGGUUGAGCGUGUCCCCUGAGACCGUAAACCCACCUAUCACUGUAACCUAGAGAGUUGAAAAUGCACAGUUUGAAGAUGAAAGCCCGGAGAAGUUCAUGAUGAUGUCCCUCAAGUCUGCGAAAACGUGGACCGUUAUAGUGCUUCCACUGCUCCUCCUAAUGCUCUCCUACUGCUGCCUCGUCGUGUUCCUGGGCUACGGAAUCACCAGCCAGACCCCAGCCUCGAACAGAACCCUGUGUGACCUCUCCAGGAGAUGGGACAGCCUAAGCUUCAACGUGAGCAGGAACAGGCGGCUCUUCCUGAGGCUGAACAACCUCUUCUGGAAUCGGUACCCUUCCAGUUGUCCCCUUCCCUACGGCGUUAAGGAUAGUGAGAUGCUUAUCCUGAAGGUUCUGGCCGUCAUGUCCAACUUCGACAUGCCGGAGAGUGUCCAAAGCCUGGAUUGCAGGACCUGCGUCGUCGUUGGAAAUGGGUUUGCAUUGAAGAACAGCUCUCUAGGGGGUACUAUCAACAAGUACGAUGUAGUGAUCAGGCUGAACAAUGGCCCUGUGAGGGGGUACGAGGAAGACGUGGGGAACAAGACCACCGUACGCUUCUUUUACCCGGAGUCGGCCUCCCCGGACCCCAGCGUGGACAACGAGCCUGACACGGUCAUGGUGCUGGUGCCAUUCAAGAAACAAGACAUACUCUGGCUAAAGGGGAUCCUCUACGACGAGAAGAGGGAUCAGAAGGGGUUCUGGAAACCGCCGCCCCAGUUCUGGUUUGGCAAGACCAGUCAGAUCCGCAUCCUGGACCCAUUCUUCCUGCGCAGCACCGCCAAACACCUGCUGCAUAUCCCCCUCACCGUGGAUCCCAUGAGCAAGCAGAACCCUGUGCACCCCACCACCGGGAUUCUAGCUGUCUUUGUGGCCCUGAAUUACUGUGACGCGGUCCACCUGGUGGGCUUCGGGUAUCCGACGGCAAAGGAUCAGGACCUGCCCAUCCACUACUAUGGCGAAGACACCAUGAAAUCCAUGACCGAUUCGUACCACAAUCUCACACACGAGGCGGAGGUCCUGAAGUGGCUGGAAGAUUCCGGGGUCGUCCUGUCCCUGCGUCCCCACCGAUGACGAGGACACCACCUUGACGGCCCCGCGUCGUUUCAGUGUCGCCACGAAGGACGUUUCUGAAAAUGUUUUCUUCGCUAAAUUAUGAAUAGGUGCAGGACUAUGUGUAUUCUCUGAAGCCCCCCCCCCACCCCCCCAUCAAGAAGGGCAGACAUCCCGCUCCCAGGAUAUUAUGGGUUGUCCUCCUCUGCUUAUCACUGGUGAACUGGAGCUGCCAUUGAACAAAAGCCCUUCCUGGUACCCCACCAGAUGGUACCCACACUACCCAGAGAAUAAAGCUGGCAAAGCUGCAGUGUUGCAGAGUGACCACUAGGGGCAACCUAAUAUCUAUCCAUCCAUCCAUUUUCCAAACCGCUUAUCCUACUGGGUUGUGGAGGGUCCGGAGCCUAUCCCGGAAGCAUUGGGCAUGAGGCAAGGAACAACCCAGGAUGGGGGGCCAGCCCAUCGCAGGGCACACUCACACAUGCACACCUACGGGCAACUUAGCAACUCCAAUUAGCCUCAGGAUGUUUUUAGACUGUGGGGGGAUACCGGAGUACCCGGAGGAAACCCCAUGACGACAUGGGGAGAACAUGCAAACUCCACACACAUGUGACCCAGGCGGAAACUCGAACCUGGGUCCCAGAGGUGUGAGGUGCUAACCACUGCACCACCAUGCCGCCCCCACGUAAUAUCUAAAUGGAUGGCAAAUAUGAAGAGUGUCGGCCCUUGAGCCAGAGUUCAUGUCCUGAUGUUCGCCUAGCAAAUGUCUUGUUGUAAAGAUGGGACCUAUGACACUGGCACGUCUCAAUACAAAAUAUUUUAAAUGCCAAAACUGAGUGUGGGUCAUAAUUUGGACAAGGUGAAAAUUGAACUUGAAGUUCAGAUGUUAGACACUAGGGGGCGACAUACCCAUGAAAAACUGGUGGCGUGCAAAAGCUGUGCGUUCACAGAUAUGAACAGAAAUGUGUGCGUGUUACUAGAGUGUAGGAAAAUUUUUAUUUUUUUUCCCCCCAUUAUAUUUGAAACAUUUUAAAAACUGACUACAAUUUACAGCAUAUUUACACUUCAUGAUUCACCCGUUAUCCUGGCAUGCAAACCGAGUCGAGGAAAAACAAAGAAGGUUCGUUUGUACAAUUGGCACAUGGCUGCGAGGGUGAGCUGCAGCGGUACAGAGAUCAAAUCCACACAAGUAAAACAUCCACAGGCAGAAGCGGACUGAUUACGGAGACUGGCGGUGGCAGUCCAGUAGAGGGCGACAAAUUCACAAAGAUCACAGCGCCGCCGGCUGGCAUCCGCAUUAAGGAUCGGUAUUUUAUUUUUGCAGAUGUUAUCCCUGACAGAUUGAGCCCCCUUUGAUAGCCACAGUGUGUGUAUGGGGUUGAGACCCAUCCCUUUCUGAUACCCUAAAAACAGCCCCCACAGCUGUUCUGACCCCCCCCCCCCCCACCUGAGAAACCAUUUUGAACAAGAAAUAUCAGCAGUGUGACUGGCCGAUUCCUGAACUCAUGCAGUCGGCUGUGGAGAGACGGUAUCCUGGCUCCCUCAGCCGGGCUGUACUGCAGAACAGCCCCGGUGGCCGGGUCGGGUCAGAGUCCAUGGGGGAGGUGUGACUUUAGGGACGACAGGAAAG
Brienomyrus brachyistius is the source of this 4702-nucleotide messenger RNA. RefSeq names its product CMP-N-acetylneuraminate-beta-galactosamide-alpha-2,3-sialyltransferase 4-like. The record is from RefSeq and is a predicted model, not a curated record. Bases 2080 to 3093 code for a protein of 337 amino acids. Gene Ontology annotation, molecular function: sialyltransferase activity. The transcript has 11 exons. NCBI's taxonomy places the organism in Eukaryota, Metazoa, Chordata, Actinopteri, Osteoglossiformes, Mormyridae. Gene Ontology annotation, biological process: glycolipid biosynthetic process.